AUGCUGUUUAUCCUGAUCAUGCUCUCGUUUCUUCACUUGAUCCAAAGCUCCACGAUACAACUGACAGUGAUAUCAAAGGUACCAGCCGACACCGGAAGUACGAUACGAUGUUACUCCUAUUGCGUGGGUACGAUCGCGACUCAUAUUGCUUAUUAUGCGUCUGGUGAAUGUGAUUGUCUGAGAAGACCGUAUGAAAACGACUAUGUAGCACCGAUAACCCUCAGCUAUGGGUCUGAACAGUGCGCGGCGCUUGAGAAUAUUUCAAAAUUCACCUACGAUCUGACAAUGUACGGUGGUCGAGCGCUAACGGCUAGUCCAUCCGCCAUUUCUGGUGUCAUGCAGACGGUGGAUCCAUGGAUCGGCGGGCAGAGUGUCGAGACCACGGCAGCAACUAAUGGCGACAUAGAAGCGGCUGUCAAGAUACCGACU
This is a messenger RNA of Mesorhabditis spiculigera, 429 nucleotides long. Lineage: Eukaryota; Metazoa; Nematoda; Chromadorea; Rhabditida; Rhabditidae. The record is from the annotation of a GenBank genome assembly.